This is a messenger RNA of Triticum turgidum subsp. durum (durum wheat), 231 nucleotides long. NCBI's taxonomy places the organism in Eukaryota, Viridiplantae, Streptophyta, Magnoliopsida, Poales, Poaceae. The record is from the annotation of a GenBank genome assembly.
AUGGCCCCGAGGGAGCACAUCUUCUUCUUCCUACACGCCAUCCCACUCCUCGUCCUUCUUCCCCUUGCUGUAUCCACCACAACCAGCAACGACAGUUUCAGCUUCGUAUACGAUGGCUUCUCCGGUGUCAACCUCACCCUCGACGGCAACGCCAAGGUCACGCCGGACGGGCUCCUCGAGCUCACCAACGACACAUCAACCUUGGCCACGCCUUCUACCCGACCCCGCUGA